Molecule: messenger RNA, 987 nt
Organism: Emericellopsis atlantica
Lineage: Eukaryota; Fungi; Ascomycota; Sordariomycetes; Hypocreales; Bionectriaceae
Product: alpha subunit of casein kinase
Exons: 6
Biological process (GO): regulation of transcription by RNA polymerase III; protein phosphorylation; DNA damage response
Cellular component (GO): nucleus; protein kinase CK2 complex; cytosol
Molecular function (GO): ATP binding; protein serine/threonine kinase activity
Source: RefSeq, a predicted model, not a curated record
AUGGCGCGGGUUUACGCCGACGUCAACCAGAGCAUGCCUCGCAGCUACUGGGACUAUGACAGUGUCAACAUCAGCUGGGGCGUCCUCGAGAACUACGAAGUCGUCAGGAAGAUCGGUCGGGGAAAGUACUCAGAAGUCUUCGAAGGAAUCAACGUCGUCAACUACCAAAAAUGCGUCAUCAAGGUCCUCAAACCGGUUAAGAAGAAGAAGAUCAAGCGUGAGAUCAAGAUCCUCCAGAAUCUGGCCGGGGGACCCAACGUGAUUGCGUUGCUGGAUGUCGUACGGGACUCGCAGAGCAAGACUCCUUCCCUCAUAUUCGAAUAUGUCAACAACACCGACUUCCGAAGUCUCUAUCCCAAGUUCAACGACGUCGAUGUGCGCUUCUAUAUCCUUGAGCUCCUGAAAGCGCUGGACUUUUGCCACAGCAAGGGCAUUAUGCACAGAGAUGUCAAGCCACACAACGUCAUGAUUGACCAUGAGAACAGAAAGCUACGUCUCAUCGACUGGGGUCUGGCCGAGUUCUACCACCCCGGGACCGAAUACAAUGUCCGUGUUGCGUCACGCUACUUCAAAGGACCCGAGUUGCUGGUAGACUUUCAGGAAUAUGACUACAGCCUCGACAUGUGGAGUCUGGGGGCCAUGUUCGCAUCUAUGAUCUUCCGCAAAGAGCCUUUCUUUCACGGUCAAAGUAAUUCUGACCAGCUGGUCAAGAUUGCCAAGGUUCUCGGCACCGAUGAUCUCUUUGACUACCUCGACAAGUACGAGAUUGAACUGGAUACCCAGUAUGAUGACAUUCUGGGACGUUUCCAGAAGAAGCCAUGGCAUAGCUUUGUCACGUCAGAGAACCAGCGCUUUGUCUCCAACGAAGCGAUCGAUUUCCUCGACAAACUCCUUCGCUACGAUCACCAGGAACGACUCACUGCGAAGGAGGCCCAAGGACAUCCCUACUUUGACCCCGUCCGCGACACUGAGGCAUUCAAGCAAAGC